AUGUCGACCUCGCGCUCGACCACCUCCACAUUAACAUAUACGCUCAAGAAGUACUCUCGGUCUUAUCCAAACAGUGGAUCUGUCUCUUCCUCACAAGCGCCUGCUGGAUCGGAAUGGCAACACUUCACGAACCCGGUUUUGCGUCUGAGUCUGGACACCACCAAGUCUGCGCCGUCUGGAAUACUCGAGGCUGUGAAACUUCGGAUUAUAUGGAUCAUGAACUCAGGUGAUGAAUCAAUGGAUGUGGACCAGUCUGAGGUCGUUCUGGAAAACCUUGAUCUAUACGCGUUCUCAACCAUGCCAGGCGCUCAUCGCAUGUCUUCGCCUCCUUUGAAAGCUGUAUUCCGAGAUUUAGUCGUUGGUCUGAGAUAUUUGUAUCCGCGUGGCGGCGGUAUGAGCUCCAAUCAGACGUUUCGCCGAUUUCAGGUCAACUUCCACGAUCAUGCAUCUGCAUCUCAAUUCAUUGACUCUAUCCGCGCUGUAUGCCCUUGUCAAAGCCAGGAUGGCACUGCUGGCUCAUCCUUGGCUCGUAACGCGACUGCUGUCGGUUCGACAGGCCGCCCAGUUGUUCCGACAUCAGACAUCGGUUUUUCCAAACCUUCGGCCCCCUUUUCCAGAACGCUGACAACUGCGGUACUAAGCCCCAAUACCCAGUCUCAUAGUCUUGGCCGAGAGGGUUCAUCGGGCUUCGACAUACGCUCUUCUGACCACUUCAUACCGUCCUCAUCUCUCAACUUUACGACCAGUUCAUCCCGUCCUGCCUCAGCAGCAUCUAUGCAGUCGACCCAAGGACUUCAAACGCGUCAACAGCCUAUGUUUGCGCAUUCAUCCAACCCUCUGCCUGAGUCGCCACUUCCGCCGUCAAGCAUCCCGUCUGCCUCACUAAUGCCGCCACCGCCGCCACCUCUCACGAGUAUGAACUCACCUCAGCUACCUGCGUCUGCUCCUGAUCUGUCCAGUGCAAACGACUCAGAGUCUCUACACGAUUCAGUACUAUCGAUGCUACAGAAGGAUCGUAAGCUGUACGAUAUGUCGCGCGCGGAGCUCGAGGUCCUUGUCGGGCAAGUGCUUCGAGAACCCGGGUUUGAAAAGCUGGUUCAGACAUUGGGUACUAUAUGGGACGCGAGAGGGUUUCUUGGUCGAUCGUCUGCAUAA
Messenger RNA from Peniophora sp. CBMAI 1063, 1155 nucleotides. Lineage: Eukaryota; Fungi; Basidiomycota; Agaricomycetes; Russulales; Peniophoraceae. The record is from the annotation of a GenBank genome assembly.